UUGCCUGCCUGGUGUUGCUUUUGCAUCCAUGUGCUGAAGUCACUUCAAAUCCAUCACCUCUCGCUGUAUAGUUGUCAGGCACCCUAAGCGUAUCCCCGGAAAGGUAACCGAGUUGCUGCUGCGUCGCUCUUGCUCCAGCUUAUUUGAAGGCAGAUGUGUAAUGAUCUGUAGGGAUGAAACCUGUUGGCAUUCCAGAGGAGCAGCUGGUGGCUUUGAUCUUGCUAACUAGCAAUGAUUCAAGUCUUGCAGAUUGUGAAAGAGCUGGUGUCACCAGCACGACGUAGAACGGACUCUGCAAAGAAAGGUUCUGAUGCUGAGCAGGAUGCUGCUAUCAAACUUGCCAAAGAACGAGCUGAUAUAGUUGCCAAGUAUGACAGAGGCCGUGAAGGUGUGCAGAUUGAGCCUUGGGAAGAUGCAGACUACCACCUUUACAAAGUUACUGACAGAUUUGGUUUCCUGCACCAAGAGGAGUUACCUGCCCAUGAUGCAGCAACGGAGAGGCAAAAGCAGCUUGAAAUUGAAAGAACUACAAAAUGGCUGAAGAUGUUGAAAAGCUGGGAGAAAUACAAGAACACAGAAAAGUUUCAUAGGAGAAUUUAUAAAGGAAUUCCACUGCAGCUGAGAGGUGAAGUCUGGUCUUUGUUGCUUGAUGUCCCUAAAAUGAAAGAAGAAAUGAAAGACUAUUAUAAUACCUUAAAAACCCAAGCAAGAGGUACCUCACCAGAUAUCAGGCAGAUUGACCUUGAUGUAAAUCGGACAUACCGGGAUCAUAUCAUGUUUAGAGACCGAUACGGAGUUAAACAACAAGCUUUAUUCCAUGUUUUAGCUGCAUAUUCUGUGUAUAAUACGGAAGUUGGAUAUUGUCAGGGAAUGAGCCACAUCACAGCUUUACUUCUUAUGUAUAUGAAUGAAGAAGAUGCCUUCUGGGCCCUGGUGAAACUCUUCUCAGGACCCAAGCAUGCUAUGCAUGGUUUUUAUAUUCCGGGUUUCCCCAAGCUGUUGAGAUUUCAAGAGCAUCACGAGAAAAUAAUGAAGAAAUUUUUGUCUAAGCUAAAGCAGCAUUUUGACUCCCAGGAAGUCAACACUACAUUUUACACAAUGAAAUGGUUUUUCCAGUGUUUCCUUGACCGUACUCCCUUUACAUUAACCCUCAGGAUCUGGGAUAUCUACAUACUUGAAGGAGAACGGGUUCUCACUGCGAUGUCUUAUACCAUUUUGAAACUGCACAGAAAACACCUGAUGAAAUUGCAAAUGGAAGAACUCGUGCAAUUUCUUCAGGAGACCCUCGCCAAAGAUUUCUUCUUUGAAGAUGACUUCGUAAUAGAUCAGCUCCAGAGUUCCAUGGCGGAGCUGAAACGAGCAAAGUUGGACCUGCCAGCAGCAGGUAAAGAUGACGAACUUCCAAAGAAGUUGGGGAAAGUUCCGCUCGAAACUCAGCCUGCCAUGCUUAAUCUUACUCAUCUGGUCAAUGGGCAGAGCGGCACCAGUGCAGCAAGCAAUGGCCGGGCUAGCCAGAGGGGAGGACGCAGAGCAUCUGUAGAGAGAGGCCAAGAAGGCUCACCAGGCCACCGGAGGAGAAAGGAUUCACUGGAAAGGAGACAGCAAAAGCCUGCAACGGCUAAUGUGCGGAAGCAUGACUUGGAGAGCCCCAGGAGAAAACCUGAAGUUCAGCCAGAGUCUGACGCCAAGCAAAAUUAUAAUGCAUCUGCUAACCAAAAUUCCAACGCUACUUUAAAUACAGGAAAGGAAUUUGUGCCCAGGUGGAUUAAGCCUUCGGACGUCAAAAUCAUUGAAAAGACUGCAAAGCUGACCAUGGAGAUCAAGAUUCGAUCUGCAAACCAUGCCAGUUCGGGAAUGCCACCGAGUCCUGGGCCUGAGGGGCAGGCAUUCAACGUGAAGCAAAAGAUCAGGGCUUUGGAUGUUGAUGAGGGUAAGCGAGAGUCUAAUGCGUCGCAGUAUGACAAUGUGCCUGGCGGUGACCCAGAGAACGACAAUUCUGUGGAAGAGGUGCUAGAAAGGGCAAUCCUGCAAAGUCCGAGGAACACAGCUUACUCCCUCGGUUCAAGGAAGUCGACAGAGAAAACAUCUAGUCCACCAAAAAUAUCCAACAGUUAUGCCUUCAGCUCACAACCAAGAGCCCCCAGAUUCUCUUCCCAGUCUGAUGGGGCAGAUAUUGGACAUAACAUCAAGCCGCCGCCACCAUCUUACAGUAACCCACCUGUUUACCAUGGAAAUUCCCCAAAGCAUGUUACCAGCAUGGUUCAUUCCAGCUUCGUAGCCACACAGUAUAAUUACGGGAAUCGAACCGGCUCUCCCAGCCGGCCAUACAUCCCUGAACUUCCAACAGAGAUGUUUACUGAUAGACCACAUAGAAAUUACACUGCCAACCACCAACAUGUGGUUGUGACUCCUUCUAGUCGAAUCGAAGUCCUCCCAGUUGAAACUUAUGCAAGCAAACCUAAGUCGCCCAACGCCACCAGAUUUGUAAUCCCCCCAGCAGAUUAUUUGCCAGACAGUAGAAAGUGGCCUGAUCCUUACAUGCAGUCCUGGAGCCAAGAUGGUAGCCGAAGCCACUUGGCUAACUUGAGGAGAUACCCGCCUUUUCAGUCGACACCUGUUAAAGAACAUAAUCUCUCCACCAUUUCAGUGGAUAGCCCUAUAAGAUACAGGACUUCCCCACCCUCUGAAGACCUCGGCUUGCCACACUACCAGUAUCCCAGUUCCCCAAGCCCUGCACACCACUACAGACACCAGACUGACGGGUUGUCCAUGCAUGAAUCAGUCCUGCUUUGAGAAACGACAUGUGCUCACCUGAAAGACCAGGGGAAGAGAAUGCAAUGGUUGCACGUCUGGUGGUCAUCCAAGAUUCAUGAUCUUCAUGCAGGACAAUUCAGAUAAAGGCAUAUGCAAACUGACACUAUUUCACAGCUGUGUUAAAUGUUGACGAAAGCUGAAAGUGAGCGUUGAAAACGGACAGAAGAGGUUGGAUUCUCAUAAACAUAGCAAUACGUUUGUAUGUUCAGCGUGACUACCAUGGCGGUUGUUUGUUACGUUCGUGUAGCUAAUUGAGCAAAUGACCCUGUUGUCUAAAACCUCAGUAAGCUGCUUUUUGACCUGGCACUACAAUCGAUUGUGUGUUCACGUUUGGCAACAGAAUUACAGAGUCUAAAAUGGAGGCGUGUGUAUUCAUGGACUGCAUCCACAAAGUACUUUUUAUUUCUUCUCUCUCUCUUUUUUUUUUUUUGGUUAACUUAAUUUAUAAACCACCCCAUUCACUUGGGAUGGGGGUUUAUCGACAUUCUUCUAUACAUUGUCUCAGUAACCCAGGAGUGAGCAUUCUGGGUUAUCCAGAGCAGAGAUGCUACUGCCUAUGGCUCAGAAAGGACAAGGUUUGACACCCAAAGCAAAGGCAUUCUGAUACAGCCAAUAAAUGGUGCUUAUUCUAUCAGGACUGUCUGCGAAUUGUAGCAUGUGUCUAGGAUGUCGAUGGUAUUUGAGCCCGCCAUCCACAUUUGCAUAUCCAAAGGCAGUUCUGCAGUGCGUUAGGUCUUCAUUUUUAAAUCUCAAAUGUGUGUUUUGAUGGAGGGGAGGGCAGAGGUGCAAUCAAAUACAAUAUGUGCAUCAUUUGCACACAGAACUGCUAAUAUACCGCGAGUGUCAGUGACUACAGAAUAUUUGGAAUACAGAUAUUUGGAACGUAUGCUUGGCAAAUGAUGGGUUUGUGCUGGCCCACGCAACUCUUGCCUGCCUUUUGAGUGCUGGAUUUCACGUUUGCAUCUGGGCCUACACACAUGGAGUCCAAUGCAUGUUGGUCCCUAGGAUCCGUACCCUUCAAAUCUGAUGGCUUGCAGAGCACAUGCUUCAGGUCCACGUGGGCCGGGCACUGUGUGUGUGCAGCCUGAUUCAAACACGAAAGCAAGCAUGUCAGCUGCAGGUGGGAGUGAGCAUGCUGCGAUGUGGUAUCCUCCUCCUGCGUCACACAAACGUUCUGUACACCCACAGAGGGCUACCUGAAAUGCAGCCAGAAAGCAACUUUUGUUUAAUGGGUUCAUUAAGCGAGUUGCUUUUGACCAUGGUGGCUGCAUUUCAGGGCUUUCUGUAAAUACACAAAAAAGUGCAACACGAACAGCGUUUAAUGGACAGAUUAAAAGGUGUCUUUCCUAGAGAUGGCAUUUCCCUUCAUCAGCCCCAACAAAGAGGGUUUGAUCCCCUGAAAAGCACCGGCUAUUCCUGUAAUAAUAAGAGUUUUUCAGAACCAACUCUGAGAAACCAAGACGCUUUUAUCGCUCUUUGUCGUGUACACCAUUGAUGUUGCCUUUUGUGUCUGGCACCAUCACACCCAUUGUUCUUUUGAGUGUACCAGAGGCACAGUCUGCCAGGAAUGCCUAUUAAUUUUCACUGUGGCUUAACCAGAGGGUGUUUCUGGUGGGCCGC
This is a messenger RNA of Lacerta agilis (Sand lizard), 4434 nucleotides long. It is a transcript of the gene USP6NL, whose product is annotated as USP6 N-terminal like. The coding region runs from base 232 to 2793 and encodes 853 amino acids. The record is from RefSeq and is a predicted model, not a curated record. The transcript has 14 exons. Lineage: Eukaryota; Metazoa; Chordata; Lepidosauria; Squamata; Lacertidae.